Messenger RNA from Nematocida parisii ERTm1, 549 nucleotides. RefSeq lists its product as uncharacterized. Lineage: Eukaryota; Fungi; Microsporidia. Bases 1 to 549 code for a protein of 182 amino acids. The transcript has a single exon. The record is from RefSeq and is a predicted model, not a curated record. Gene Ontology annotation, biological process: COPI coating of Golgi vesicle. Gene Ontology annotation, molecular function: GTPase activator activity.
AUGAAUGAAAGCAUAAUAAAUAAGAGUGGAAAUAAGAACUGCGUAUUAUGCGGGGGUAAAAACCCUAGCUGGGGCUGUUUCCCAUUUGGUGUUCUAACGUGCACAAAGUGUGCUGGUGGAAUAAGGGAGCUUGGCACGGACGUGUGCAGUGUUAAGUCACUCCUGCUGGAUACAGUAGAUGACAAAUUCUUAGAGCCAUUCACCACGGGAAACAAUGCAGUAUUCCUCGACUGGUACAGUAAAAAGUCCAGAGAAGACCUUUCUGCAGCCUUUUUUAAAACAUCCCUGGCAAAAGAGUACGCGAAAGAGUUGAAACAAGGCAAAGUAAAGGAGAAGACUGCAUCAAGUGCCCCUGCGAUUACACCAGGAAACAUUUCAGCACCAAAGAAUUCGCAGAAGAAGACCCAAAAAAAGUCCAAGUUAAGAUUUGUCACUGAAGAGGACGAAGAAAGUGCAGGGGAAGAACAAGAAGAAGAAAUUUCAACGGAGAAGGAAAAAGAGGUUUCGAAAAAAAAACAACCAUCCGGCGAGUCCCAGGGAAAAUAUUAA